UGGUCGUCAUAUCAAAUAAAUUGGCUGUCGUGUCUCGUAGCAUUCAAGGGCCAAAAAAGAUGUCGACCGACAUAAUUUUAGUACAUAACCUAGGAAAAAGUCCAUGAAAUGUUCUAAUAAAUAAACAUGAAGAUAAAACGCCAUAAAAAAGUUCAUAAAGACAUCUCUUUUUAUGUGAAUUACUUUCAUUUUCGGCCCCCUUAUCAAAUAAUAGUUGAUGGAACAUUUUGUUUUGCGGCACUAAAUAAUAAGAUUAACAUUAAAGAUAAUAUUCCCAAGUACCUUCAAGACAACGUUAAAUUUCUAACAACGCAAUGUGUUAUAAUAGAAAGUGAAUUGCUUGGAAAGAAGGUGUUUGGUGCAUUGCUUGUAUUAAAACAAUUUGCUCUACACAAAUGUGGCCAUGAAGGCAAGCCUGUGUCAGCUGUAGAAUGCUUACUAUCAAUGGUAGGCCAGGAUAACUCCAACCAUUACAUUUUUGCAACUCAAGAUAGAGAUUUACAAAAAAAAUUACGUCAAACUCCUGGUGUACCUUUACUUUUUUUGCAUCAAAAGACACCAGUUUUAGAACAUCCUUCUCAAGCUUCCAUACAAAAAGCAAAUGAAAUCAAACAACAAAGAUUUUCUUUAUCAAAAGAAGAAAUCGAUAAAUUAGAAAAGAUUAAGGAAUCACAUGGCAUUGAUACCAUAAUGGAAAUUCCAAGGAAGAGAAAAAGGAAAGGACCUAAUCCACUGUCUUGUAAAAAGAAAAAGACAAAUACUAAAAGUUGUAGUACAGGAGAAGAUAAAGAUGGAAAUAAUAAAAAGAAACACAAGAAAAAGGUUCGUGUAUCUAAACAUAUUAAAGAAUUAUUAAAAGAACAAAGUACAAUAAAUUGAGUUAAUAAUUUCUUUUUUUAAUAUUUCAAUGCAAACAUAAAUACAGGAUAUAGAUUUUGUGGAAAAUUGUUUUGUUUACUGAUUAGUACAGACUGUAAAUUCGAUUUUUGAAAUAUAUUUUUCAAAAGACACAAUGAUCUCGUUAUUGAAAAGUCUUUUUCAUCAAUUUCAAACUCUCCUGCAGGUAAAGUGUUUUCUUUCAAAAUAAUUAAUCCGUUUUUUGUAAGACCUUUUCUGAAAUAACAAUAUAGUAAAAA
Messenger RNA from Agrilus planipennis (emerald ash borer), 1136 nucleotides. Its product is annotated as rRNA-processing protein UTP23 homolog. The record is from RefSeq and is a predicted model, not a curated record. Gene Ontology annotation, molecular function: small ribosomal subunit rRNA binding. Lineage: Eukaryota; Metazoa; Arthropoda; Insecta; Coleoptera; Buprestidae. The coding region runs from base 127 to 879 and encodes 250 amino acids. Gene Ontology annotation, cellular component: nucleolus; small-subunit processome. The transcript is spliced from 2 exons.